AUGGACCAAGGAAAUAACUCAAGAGUUACUGAAUUUGUAUUGCAUAGUCUUUCAGGUCCCCGAGAGCUCCAACUUUUCUAUUUUGCAUUUUUUACACUUUUCUAUUUAUGCAUUCUGCUGUGGAACCUCCUCAUUGUGCUCACAAUCAUCUUUGAACCUGCGCUACACACACCCAUGUACUUCCUGCUCAGUAACCUCUCCUUCAUUGACUUGUGUCUGUCCACUUUUGCCACCCCCAAAAUGAUUGCUGACUUCCUUGUGGAGCACAAGAUCAUCUCUUUUGAGGGCUGUAUGGCCCAGAUAUUCUAUCAGCAUGUCUUUGGUGGUGCAGAAAUGAUGCUUCUGGUGGCCAUGGCAUAUGAUAGAUAUGUAGCCAUAUGUCGACCCCUGCACUAUGCAGCCAUCAUGAGCUUAUGCAAGUGCACAGGCCUCGUGCUGGGCUCCUGGACCAUUGGGGUUCUGCACUCAUUGAGUCAACUGUUUUUCAUAGUAAACCUUCCAUUCUGUGGCCCCAAUAAAGUGGACAGCUUUUUCUGUGAUCUUCCCCUGGUUAUCAAACUUGCCUGCACUGAUACCUAUCUACUCCAGAUUCUGAUGCUUUCAUACAGUGAUUUAAUGGCCGUGAGCUCCUUUGCGCUCUUGCUGAUCUCCUACUCUGUCAUCCUGGUCACUGUGCGACGUCGUUCCUCAAUAGGCAUGGCCAAGGCACGGGCCACCCUGACUGCCCACGUCACUGUGGUGACCCUCUUCUUCGGGCCCUGCAUUUUCAUCUAUGCCUGGCCUUUUGGCAACUUCCCAGCAGAUAAGGUGCUCUCAAUAUUCUAUACUGUUUUCACCCCUCUCUUAAACCCCUUGAUCUAUGCUUUAAGAAAUAAGAAAGUAAUAACAGCAAUGCAAAAACUGAGGCGUCGACAAGUCAGUAGUUCUUGA
Messenger RNA from Choloepus didactylus (southern two-toed sloth), 930 nucleotides. RefSeq names its product olfactory receptor 4K15-like. Gene Ontology annotation, cellular component: membrane. The coding region runs from base 1 to 930 and encodes 309 amino acids. The transcript has a single exon. The record is from RefSeq and is a predicted model, not a curated record. Lineage: Eukaryota; Metazoa; Chordata; Mammalia; Pilosa; Megalonychidae. Gene Ontology annotation, biological process: G protein-coupled receptor signaling pathway. Gene Ontology annotation, molecular function: G protein-coupled receptor activity; olfactory receptor activity.